Molecule: messenger RNA, 1816 nt
Organism: Dothidotthia symphoricarpi CBS 119687
Lineage: Eukaryota; Fungi; Ascomycota; Dothideomycetes; Pleosporales; Dothidotthiaceae
Exons: 1
Coding region: 300-1343 (347 amino acids)
Biological process (GO): regulation of transcription by RNA polymerase II
Molecular function (GO): RNA polymerase II cis-regulatory region sequence-specific DNA binding; DNA-binding transcription factor activity, RNA polymerase II-specific
Source: RefSeq, a predicted model, not a curated record
GGUCCUUGUCAAGCGUGGGUCGGUUCACAUAUCACCUUGCCCGUCCCGUGGCUUUACCUGCCCUUGAACCUCAGAACUCAGACCUCAGCUUGCUCUUGCCUACUUGUCACUGUUACUCCAUCCAUUGGUAAUCAGUCUCCAGUCUCUAGCCUUGGACCUGUUGUGUUCCACUUAGCCAACCAAGCAAACACCUACCUUGCACGCACUACUGUUUACACCUUCAGUACCAACGAGCGUCAAUUCAGCGCAAGCAGGCCCAAUUGCACCCUCCUGGCAUCAAAGACCCCUUGCCGCCCAUCAUGACGGAGAUUCAGACUCUACCAUCGUCCUUUGACUGGGCAACAGACGCGUUCGUCGCACUCAACGACCCUCAAAUGGGCCAGGCCCCCGAGAAAUGGGCUGCGUUCAGCGGUCCUGGCUCGUCCCACAACCAAUCUUUCGCCAUCCCACCCUCACUACUCUCGCACGCAUCCAUUGCACGAUAUGGACAGGUCACCCCUCCUGAGGAGAACCUUUCGCCUGUCAUCGCCGAAUCUACUCGCCACUCGGACAGAGAAUCCUCGAUACCAAUCGAACAACUGAGGAACGAAACGCUGUGGCCACAUAAUGACCUUCAAAGUUACGAACGACACCCACAACGAGCCCAUUCUCCACCGCAACAGGACGACCAGGAACGCUCACCAAAGCGUCGCCGUACUAGCAGACAAGCUGCAGCCAAUCAGACUCAAUCGACCUUCUACGACCCCGCACAACAACAAGAUGCGAGCGCCAACCCGCAGCCAGCCAAGCGCAAGCGGGGAAGGCCCAAGUCGCAGCCGCAGAUGGUCGAGGCAUACACGGCCGAUGGCUUCCCGUUCCAGGUCUCCUCCGCUCGCCAGUCUCAUCUCGAGAAGAACCGCGUCGCGGCCCACAAGUGCAGGCAACGCAAAAAGGAGUACAUUGGUGGGCUCGAAGGCCGCGCUAGAGAAUUUUCUACAAAGAACAAGCAGUUGAAAGAGAACGUGGCAAUGCUACGAGAAGAAGUACUUAGUCUGAAGAACGAGGUGCUGCGCCACGCUGGAUGUGGGUUCUGGGCUGUCGAUGAGUAUCUCGCACGUUGUGCGGGUGAUCUACUGGGCAUGGAAGCACCUACAUCCACGUCACGUUCGCCAGGCCUUCGCUUCCCCAAUCAGACGCAGGAUACUGCCAUGCCGACCAUGGAGGCAACUGGCCGAUUCGCCCGCAAACAUAGCUCCGACUCGAUGAAUAGCGAAGGCACAGCAAUGUCGAGCCCUGGCUCAGACGAAUUCGGCGGACUCGAGCUUCUCAAAGACUACGAAGAGGACAUGGACAAACAGGAAUAAACACCGCCGCACUCAGCUCUGUUACUCUUUAGGGUCGAAGACUUUUAGCCCACCGUGCUCAUCUCACGGCAUGCAGAGAUGCUUAGCUGCACCAAAACAUUGCCUCUGCUGCAGAUGCACUCUUUGAAAGAAAAUGCACUUGACGUUGCCCUUCCUCUUCACGACGAUUUUACGAUACCCCGAUUAUUGCCGCAUACUACAAAAGCUUUUUCUGCUUUGGUUCUCUUCUUCUUUGUAUUCUAUACUAUUUUGAUUAUGAUUGGCGAGGAACGCUGCGGUGCAGCCAUGAGCAUUGUGGUGUGGAUAUUGGGGGGUUAAUUUCUCUGUGCGACGCGGCGUUGUCACAAUGCUGGCGUCGAAGUGAUCGCGCAUGGCAUGACCAGAGGGAUAUAAGGAACAUAACGAAACAUGAUACUCAAUUAUCAGGCACGAAAUAGGCCUAUCUUCUGUUCGAAGAUGGUAUUAUACAAUGC